This is a messenger RNA of Sitophilus oryzae (rice weevil), 2983 nucleotides long. Its product is annotated as O-acyltransferase like protein-like. The transcript has 12 exons. Bases 47 to 2158 code for a protein of 703 amino acids. The record is from RefSeq and is a predicted model, not a curated record. NCBI's taxonomy places the organism in Eukaryota, Metazoa, Arthropoda, Insecta, Coleoptera, Curculionidae. Gene Ontology annotation, molecular function: acyltransferase activity, transferring groups other than amino-acyl groups.
AAUCAGAACGUUACUUACGCAUUCAUCGCUCGCGAAUCUUAAUAACAUGUAUAGUACUACAUUUUGUUUGUUUAUACUUUUUUCACUUAAUCUUCACACUAAUGUAUUCUGUAUAAAAGAGAACAAAUUUUUGAUAAAUUUUGGUUCCGAUUACGGUGUAAGUAUAGUAAACUCAAUGCAAAAGUUUAAUUAUGAGGACUUUUUUCAAAGUACGAUAAAAAGUGAAAAGUGUCUGAGCGAUUUAAAGGCGUUCUAUGCCAACUUAAAGAAUAUUACUGACGAUGGGAUGUGGGCGUUAAAAAUGAUUGAUGCAACUGCCAAAAUCCCCUCUGGAAUACUGAAUCUUAAUUUAGGCGGUUGGAUGGGUAGUUUUGAUGAAUGCAUAAAUAUUCACAGUAAAAAAACUAACAUUAGAGGGAAUUAUUGUUUAGGAACAAUUUAUAUAGAUAUAUCACAGGUCUUACAACAUGGCGAGGAUGCUUCUAUAAUGCGCAAGGCCCAUCUUUUUCAAAAACAAAAAGCAAAUUUUCAACAAGCCUUUCCAACUGCCUCGUAUCCAUCAUUUGGUAUCUGCAUACCCGAUGGAUGCAAGGAAGAAGACCUCCAAGCAGUGGUACUGGCCCUAAAUAUUACGAUUAAUCUUCCAUUCGAGUGCCAGACUUUUGAACAAGCAAAUCCGCCACUAUCAAAGGGUGCCUGGAUAACAGUUGGAUUCUUUGCUUUAUGUAUUGUUGUGUUAACCUCUUCAACAGCUUACGAUAUUUACUGUGAGAAAAUUAAAAAAGAACCAUCGCAUGCAUUGAUUGGCUCGUACUCCGUAUACAGCAAUGGUAAGAAACUCUUUAGAAUUAGGAAAAGUACCACUGAGCUGUCGUGUUUGCAUGGCAUUAAAGUACUUAGCAUGAUGUGGGUUGUUGCAGGCCAUACGUUCUCUAUCAUGAUCACUGGACCGGUCAUGAAUUCUCUAGAUGUCUUAAAAUAUAUUGACACAACAAAGAGUAUGAUAUUUGCAAAUGCUGUUCAUUCGGUAGACACUUUCUUGAUGGUCACUGGAUUAUUAGUGAUGUACAGUUAUAUGAAGUCAAGGCACCAGGGCUCUAAAUUCAAUUUGUUGGUUUUUUAUUUGCACAGAUAUAUCAGAUUGACGCCUCCAUUUUUGGCUGCUAUAAUUAUCAGUAUGACAUUAUUAAAAUAUAUGGGUUCUGGACCGCACUGGUCGUUUAUAGUGAAUUAUUUCCAGGGUUUCUGUGAAAAGAGCUGGUGGUCAGCUUUACUGUAUCUACAAAAUUAUAUUAAUGUGCAGCAGUGGUGCAUAGGUCAAACAUGGUAUUUAAAUAUAGAUUGGCAGUUGUAUCUCUGUUCUCCAAUAUUUUUGCUGUUGCUAUCAUGGAAACCCAAAUUAGGCCAAGCAGCAUUAUUUGUAGCGCUCGUAACAUUUAUAAUCGUCCCAUUUUACAUAACGUGGGUAAAUGAACUACCAGCUUUAAUAACCAACUUACAUGGUGACUUGGUAAAUUUUCAAAAUAAAUAUUAUUUGAUAACUCACACCCGAGCAUCCCCUUGGUUCGUGGGAGCGUUGAUGGGAUAUCUUGUUUUUCAAAUUAAAUUUGGAUAUUACAACAUAAAACUAAAUAAGGUUCUUAUUAGCGGAAUCUGGCUAACUGUACUUUCGUUGAUUCCCAUAUGUAUUUUUGUUGGCCAUAAAGAUCUGACAUCUGAAAAAUAUAACAAAUACGCUAAUGCUUUUUACAAUUCGUUAGUGAGACCUCUUUGGGCAAGUUGUAUUGGUUGGAUAGUGUUUGCCUGUACAAUGGGCUAUGGAGGUUUUAUCAACAGCUUCCUGUCUUUGCCAAUUUUCCAAGUAUUAAGUAGAUUUACAUACAGCAUAUAUCUGUUACACGUGACCAUUUUAUAUAUGAUAACAUACGCGGCCAAAUCACCAGCGUAUUUUUCAAUUUUUCAUGUGGCCUAUUCAUUUUGGGGUAUCACCAUGAUGACCUUUGUCUUGUCGACAUUUUGGGUAUUAACCUUUGAAUCUCCUGUUAUAGUAAUAGAAAAAUAUUUUCUAGACAAGUAUAAGACCAAAACUAAAACGACUAAUAUUAACCAGGUAAUAUUACAUUGUGAAACAACGCCACUAUUACAUAAAACAAUAUAAAUUGUUUAUUAUCUAAAGAUAUAUAUGAUUUUAGUGAAAUGUAUAAAUAUUACUAACACCAAAAACAUACAUGGUUACGAUCCCUACUAAAAAACUAACCUGAUGCAUGCCUGGGAUAAAGAAAACUAACAAUAUAUUAUUUAUAAUUUAGCUAGCACAAAGUGUAAAUAAUUUGUAAGAAAAUAAUAUUUUUUUAAGUAAAAAUAAGAGUUUUGUAUGAAAUAAAAUUCACCAUCAUAAAAAAAUCUCUACUAUACAAAAUAGAGCAAAUUUAUUUUCUAAAAAUCUUAACACUUCUUAUAAUAUAAUAAUAGUUUAAUAAUAUAUAAUCACAAUACAUUUUUACAAACCUUGUAAUGGGUUAUUUAACCACGAAAAAAUAUAUUUAAAAAAAUAGCUUUCUAGCACACUAGGUAAGUUAUGCAAAGUAACUAUGCUCACAUAUAAUAUGUUGAAUAAGCAUAUAAAUCAACCCGAAUGUAAUUAUAAGAUUUAAAAUAAAAUUCUUCUCUUAAGGUGGUCGAAAAUAACGUGUAUCUAAAACUGAUUUUUUAUUGAAUUCAAACAUUUAUUCUAAACAAUACUUAUUUGCUACCGAGAUAAUAUAGAGAUAUCUACAAUAAUAAACUGUACAGAAGGAUGUGUCUAGUUUUAUUUGAAAUCAUUUAGUUCAAACAUAUGGUUCAGUUUUAGAUACUUUGCUUAUACAGGGUGUCCCAGAAAUGAGUGCAGAUAUUUUAAGGGGUGGUAGAUCGGGUCAAAAUAAACAUAUUUUCUCUUUACCAUUUUUAAAAUAAAUUGAAAAUAACCGAGUUAUUUAACUUU